UUUUACUCUAUCCUUAUACUUUAUCCUAAUAUUCCUACAUACGUGGCAUCCCUACUAAUCAGAAUGGCAUUCACAUUUGUGUAUUCGUGCUGUUAACAUCACCAGUGGGUCUUAGGACGCAGCUUUAACGUAUAGUAAGGUUUGAUUACAAGAAAGCAAAAGAGGCUACAAAUAAUUGCAAACCUAAUUACAAGAAAACAAAAAUUUCUUUAAGAAAAGAUAACCAUGGAAGAGACUCAAGUAUAUGAUUUUCAAAAUGCACCUAUUAAUAUACUGAACGAUGAUUGCUUAAAACAUAUUUUUCAAUUUUUACCAAUUGUUGACAAAAUCCGUAUAGAAAGAGUGUGCAAACGUUGGAGAGUAUUAAGUAAAGAUUCUUGGUAUACAAUGAAGAAGAUAGAUACCUCAUACCUGUUACAAGGUAUGUUUUCCAACACCUGUUUUCCAACACAUCAUGGAAUCAUUGAAUUUAUAUUGAACAAAAUGGAGGAAAUGUUAUCAAGAUAUGGCAGAUUAAUAACAGAAUUAUAUAUAGCCCAUCCAGCAACAAUGAGUCUACCUAAUUGCAAUAUAAUUCAGAAACAAGAAUUAACAGACAAGUUUAACAAAGAACUAUUCAAAAUAGUCAUGAAAUAUUGUUCCAAUCUUACUAAUAUUAAUGUUUCUGUAAUAACAAUUGAUGAAGAGGACAAACAAUUAUUUAAGGGCAGAUGUAAAAAAAUAACUAGGCUUACUUUGGGAACGUUUUAUAACUUAGAUGAGCAAAAAACAUUUUUCCAAGAAUAUCCACAGCUCAACUAUUUGAAAAUAUUUUUUAAUAAUACCUUUGUGGGUAAGUGUUUAUCAUACUUGCCAGCCCAGACAAUGAGCACUCUUAUAGUAAGAUGUUGCUGGAACAUUGAUGAUAUUACAUUUGCCAUGGGAUUGGCAAAGCUCGAAAAUUUAGAACAUCUUGAAAUAAGUUGUUCUAGAAUUGGUAAAAAAACUAUGGAAAUUAUCAGCAAUUGCAAAAAGCUAAAAAUAUUACGAAUUUACAAACACCAAAUGUUUCUACAAGAAGCGGCUGCGUUACACUUUACUAAUCUUAUUAACUUGCAAACACUAAAAUUGGCAUACUUUCCAUUUUUUCGCAAACAUUUCACUGAGAUAGCAAUGAAUUGUCAACAGAUUACUUCUCUAGAUAUUUCUGGUGGCCACUUUUGUGACGAUGCUGCACUAAAAACUAUUACAGCAUUACCAAAAUUAGAAUAUUUAAACAUUAGUUUUGUGCUUGGAAUUACCGAUAAUGGUUUGAAAAACCUAAAGAACCUAAAAGGAUUGGAGUGUAGUGGAUGUAGAAACAUAACAGACAAUGGGAUAUGCAAAAUUCUUGUAUUCUCACCUCAAUUACAACUACUAGAUCUUUCCUUUUGUAGUAAAAUUACAAACAAUUUUUACGAAGUUGCUAAAACAAUUCGUGAUAAUAAAUCUAGUGAAAUGGUACUAAAAGUUUAUAUUUCAGGAACACAAAUUGUUUUAACAGAUAAACAUAAGAUGCAUCCGGCAAUACAACUGAUUACUGAGUGUUUCAGUGAGUUCUAUAUUCCUUCUCAUGACUAUAUUCCUUCAGAAACGCUUUCAGUAAAUAUGAAACACUAUCAGUAUAUGUCUUCGAGAUAUUGCAAAAAGCAAUGUGGGUCCUAUAUAAUCUGGAGAGAAGAGACAAGAAUAAGAGAACCCAUCUCGAUAACGUUAGUGACUAAUUAUACGUUGGAUGAUUGCCGGUGUUGAAAUAAUUUAAUUUAUUUUGUUUGUUUAAUUAAUUGCUUAAAACAUCUUGACACAUAUAUAUAGAACUUGACAAAAAUGCACAAAGUGUAACGUUGUGCACGAUUCAAUUGGAAUAA
Odontomachus brunneus is the source of this 1886-nucleotide messenger RNA. Its product is annotated as F-box/LRR-repeat protein 2-like. Bases 226 to 1770 code for a protein of 514 amino acids. Lineage: Eukaryota; Metazoa; Arthropoda; Insecta; Hymenoptera; Formicidae. Gene Ontology annotation, biological process: SCF-dependent proteasomal ubiquitin-dependent protein catabolic process. The transcript is spliced from 7 exons. The record is from RefSeq and is a predicted model, not a curated record. Gene Ontology annotation, cellular component: SCF ubiquitin ligase complex. Gene Ontology annotation, molecular function: protein binding.